Molecule: messenger RNA, 2909 nt
Organism: Zootoca vivipara (common lizard)
Lineage: Eukaryota; Metazoa; Chordata; Lepidosauria; Squamata; Lacertidae
Source: RefSeq, a predicted model, not a curated record
GCGCUUAAGUGUUCGGGGAAGGGCGGUACCUCGUUCAUUUGCUCGUGGCUGCGCGGAGAUGGUGGUGAGCGAGUGAGGCCCUGUCCGCGAGCUUGAGACCCGACCGCAGGUCCCGACACCUGCAGCCCCAACGGAAGAGGCCUCCCGCCGCUACUCCUAACCCCCACCCCUCCCGUCACGCGCCUUCUCUGCCCCCCCCCCGCUCCGUUUCUCCGGCGUCAUCCCCUCCCUUCCCCUCCUCCCUUUCCCUUCCCGCUGCUAUGAGUUACGGGCGGCCGCCGCCGGACGUAGAAGGCAUGACUUCGUUGAAGGUAGACAACCUGACUUACCGCACCUCCCCGGACACGCUGCGGCGCGUCUUCGAGAAGUACGGCCGCGUCGGGGACGUCUACAUCCCCCGCGACCGCUACACCAAAGAGAGCCGCGGCUUCGCCUUCGUGCGCUUCCACGACAAGCGCGACGCGGAGGAUGCCAUGGACGCCAUGGACGGGGCCGUGCUCGACGGACGGGAACUGCGCGUCCAGAUGGCCCGCUACGGGCGGCCGCCCGAUUCCCACCACAGCCGCCGGGGGCCCCCUCCGCGCCGGUACGGCAGCGGAGGCUACGGACGUCGGAGCAGAAGUCCUAGAAGACGGCGUCGCAGCCGGUCCCGAAGCAGGAGCCGCUCCAGGUCCCGGAGCAGAUCGCGCUACAGCCGCUCCAAGUCCAGAUCCCGCACACGAUCCCGGUCUCGUUCCACUUCCAAGUCCAGGUCUGCCAGGAGAUCGAAGUCCAAGUCCUCCUCUGCCUCCAGAUCUCGCUCCCGAUCGAGGUCCAGGUCCAGGUCACCAAGAAGCCCCCCGCCUGUUUCAAAGAGGGAAUCGAAGUCGAGGUCCCGUUCUAAGAGCCCUCCUAAGUCUCCCGAAGAAGAAGGAGCCGUGUCAUCUUAAGAAUAUGGUAACGUGUCUGGCAGCCUGCUGUAUUUGCAUGCUGUAUUGUAGCUCUCUAGUGGGUAUUGGGUUCUUGAGACAGGAUUCUAGCGUAAGUAAAUCCUAAUGGGGCAUGUUCGUUUCUGAGGAGGGCAUUUUAGCUUAUGGCUAAUAAAAUAAAAUGCAAUUUUUUACAGAGACUAUAUUUGUGUUUUGUUGCAAUUAAUAGCUUGCUUUUUAAUAUCUAUUGUUUGAGACGCAACCUAUUUCUGAAAUGACUAUUUCUUACUGUUCUUACCCAACAUCUGCAUUUUCCCCUUUAAAGCUGCGGUCUCCUGUUUGCUUAAAGAAUAUUGGCCAGUAUUGCAGAUUUUAACUGAUUUGGCUGAUCCUCCAGGGACCAGUUUCUGUGGGCGUGUAUUGGAGCAGGUUUGUCUUUAAACGUUAAAGAUACACUAUCCUGUUAAUGACCAAUCAGUCCUGUGUUUACAAUGCUGAACGGCAUCAAAUAUUUUUAAAAGUGGAAGGUGAAUUGCAAGAGUUUAUGGAAAUCAGUUUUAUCUAAAGUACGAUUGUGGGCUUCUAAGGAUAUGUUGGGUGGGAAAAAUGGAUAGUGUGUCUUUAACCUCCCUCAAAUUGUUUGGUCCUGUUUUUUCAACGGAAGUGGGCCUAGAAUUGUUAAGUUACACAACCAUUUAAUGAUUCUUCAAGGUUUUGAAUAAGAACUAAUGCCUAAUGUGAAUUGGGCUGGAUUCAGGUUAAGGGUAGUUCGAUCUUAUCCCGACACUAUGUAACAUCAAUAAUGGAGAUUCAACAGUAUCAAAAAAGUUCUCAUGCUGUCUACAUUAGUAUCCAGUAUCAUGGUGGGAGGUGGGCACUGCACAUUUCUAAAACAGUGGCAAGGCCAGUAUUACUAGGAAUCUGGGAGCAUCCAUAAAAUAUGGAGGACAUACAAAAAAGUACCUUGCUGAACUAUACCUUUUUCAAACCUAGAUAACGUCAAAAACAUGAGAAACCUACAUAAAGGAAGCCUUGGAGGAAGUACGAUCGUUUGAAUCGCCAGUCCAUUGGAGAGAUCCCGACACAACCAACCAGCUGUUGAAAAGGUUAUUUUGUAACACUUUGUCUAACUUUUACUUUACUUUUGAGCCUCAAAUGGCAGACUUUUACAUUUAUGUGCCAUUUUGUUGCUAUUAUUCAAAUUUCUUGUAAUUUAGUGAAGUGAACGACUACAGAUUUCAUUAUUGGCUUGGAUAUGUGAGGUAAAAUUUUCAUUUUUGUUCAUGUAGUGCUGAUUUUGCAAAUAAAACUGAUAACUAACUUGCUUCCUCAAGUUUAUUAAAGAACUAUGCAGCUGUGAUAUGCUGAAUAGCUUAAUGCUGUCCACAUGCUCAAUUUUUGCCUUUAGUCUCAAAUUCUGAAAUUUUUAAUUCAAAUGCAUUUGCAAAUACUUCGUUGAAAUAGUAUCUACAAGUUAAACUUUACAGCUGACAAUUAUUUUGAACAAUUUGUUUUUAUCAGACAAAAUUCUAAUCUCUUCUCUUAUGUAUUUUUGUGCACUAGGCGCAGUUGUGUAGCAGUUGAGUAAUGCUGGUUAGCUGUUAAGGUGGCGUGUUGCAGUGCAGAGUGCUUGGCUGUUUCCUGUUUUCUCCUGAUUGCUCCUGUAACGAUGCCUUGUCGUGCAGAAACAAAUGGCUGUCCAGUUAAUUAUAAUUGCCUGACAACUGCACUUCCAGUCACCCGGGCCUUGCAUAAAAAUAACGGAGCAUACAGUGAGCACAUCUAGCUGGUGAUAAACACACCUUAUUUUUUUCCAGUAUGGUAAAUUAGACCAUCUACAUAUGUGAACUUGGAUAUAAACAAAUGUAAUGUUUAAAAGCAUUUGAUUCAUUCCUCUGUAAGUACUGAUUUGGAGUAUCUCUUACAACAUUCUAUACUAUAACCACUGUGUCUGUAGUUUAAUAAAAACACUUACUUGGUGUUCAGUUUUUUGAACUCUUA